GAAGAACUUCUACUUUAAGAUGUGGUUGUACUUGGCUCUGUUGGUUGUGCUCUGCUCGGGGCCAACUCUGUUGGAUGCGGUUGAACUCCGCAGGAAGAUAUGGCAAUCACGCAUUGUGAAUGGCAAACAGAUCUGGAUUGAGGAUGCACCCUGGCAGGUGGCCCUGUUGAAUCACAGUGAACUCUCUUGUGGUGGCUCCAUCAUAAGCGAGGAUAUCAUUCUAACAGCUGCUCAAUGCUUGAUUAAUACUACCGCUGAACAGUUGACGGUGCGCGCUGGUUCCUCCAGGUGGAAUUCUGGUGGCCAGCUUGUGAAGGUCUCCGAUUUUAUUAUCCACCAACACUUUGGCGAGGAGACCCAUGAAAAUGAUAUUGCAUUAUUGCGAUUGGCUCGACCGCUUCGACUUGGAGGUGUGGCCCAAGCGAUUCAAAUCGCCAAAGAGUAUCCGGCAAAUGGAGCCGAUGCUUUUGUUUCGGGCUGGGGUGCUUCCAAAUACAACAGAGAUUGUGGGUGUCGAAGUCAAUUGCGGGGCGUAUGGUUAAAAAUAAUUGAUCGUACAACCUGUGCCCAGUCCAAGUAUUCGAUGGUUGGCUGGGCAAUCACCAAGGACAUGAUCUGUGCCAGCGAUCAGGGCAAGGCUGCAUGCGGCAGAGAUGCUGGCGGCCCUUUGGUCUCCAACAACGAACUGGUUGGCAUUGUUUCCUGGGGUGAGGGUUGUGCCAAGCCCGGAUUUCCGGGUGUCUACGCCAAUGUUGCAUAUUUCGCAUAUUGGCUUCAAAAUGCAAUUGAUGAGCUUCAUAACAAUCACCAUCAAUCACACUACACAACCCAUAGCACAACGUAUGCAACCUAAUUUAAUGAAUGUGCAUACAAUUUCUUGGAUUAUAUUCUAUAUCCUGUAAAAAAUGAAAUGUAUACAAAAUUUAAACUGAAGCUAAACGAAAAUAUACAACUGAAGGAGCAAUCAAA
Molecule: messenger RNA, 969 nt
Organism: Drosophila grimshawi
Lineage: Eukaryota; Metazoa; Arthropoda; Insecta; Diptera; Drosophilidae
Product: trypsin alpha-3
Exons: 1
Coding region: 20-853 (277 amino acids)
Biological process (GO): proteolysis
Molecular function (GO): serine-type endopeptidase activity
Source: RefSeq, a predicted model, not a curated record